This is a messenger RNA of Pelagomonas calceolata, 973 nucleotides long. NCBI's taxonomy places the organism in Eukaryota, Pelagophyceae, Pelagomonadales, Pelagomonadaceae. The record is from the annotation of a GenBank genome assembly.
UGUUAAGCGACGACAAUCGGUGGGCGGAGGGCGUCUACGAGCUCCUCCAUCCGUACAGCGUCCAAGCCGCGAUGUUCCCGCCGAAGUCGAUCCGCCGCACUGGGCCCAAGUUCCUUUUCUGCCUCGUCUUGCUGCGGUGGCUUGCUGGCUCGUUCAUGGCUGCCGGAGUGGCGUCUCUUCUGGGUGUUGCGGGGCUUCGCGUUUUAAAUAAGGUCAAUCCUGCGCCGAGGCUCGAUCUGACUUACACGCAGCUUAUGGAGGUACUCGAAAGGUCACUGUUGCUGCAUGAAGCCAUGCCCGAUAUUGUAUCGGGGGAUAGCGUGUUCAAGCGUGAUAGGAAUAAAGUGGCCCAGCGUAUGGACCAUGGUAUCUUUGGACGGAGUUUGCGAACUAUUUACGACAUCGGCGGCGGCGGCAAACCCAGGCCGGGCCUCGGAAGACGGCAGUGCUGUUGGGAAGCGGUCCAGGAGCUCGCCAAAACAGAUGGUAAUGCUCAGAAGCUCGUCGCUUUUGUCGAAGAGCUCCGGGCUUACAUCUCGCGGCGCUGCGGCCGCGAGGUCGAGGUCAGUGGCGCGACUGCGAUCAGCACGCUCAACGACGGCGAUACCGCCCUGCACGGCGACGGGGCGCGCUUCGAUUUGCGGACGAUCACAUGUCUCAUGUUGGCAUACGGGACGCCCGCAUACGUGCCGAAGUGCGUCUCUUUUGGGCUGGUCCGUGACAGGGAGUGGGAAACGCGGGGCUUGGGCCGCGGCUCUUUCCAUGGUUUGGAGGGGAUGAAGGCUGCCUGGGAUUACCUGGGCGACAUCGUGGUGCACCAUGGCGAGACGUACGGCGGCGACGUCUAUGCCAUGGGCGGCUGGGCCAUCGGCCGCUUCCUCGCCGUGGCGCACCGGGUCAACCCGACCGUCGGGUGCCAUUGGUCCAUCGUGAUCGACUGGAAGUUUGUCGAGUAAGUUAGGUGUUUUGUUUU